This is a messenger RNA of Wickerhamiella sorbophila, 1269 nucleotides long. RefSeq names its product Elongation factor Tu, mitochondrial. Gene Ontology annotation, molecular function: translation elongation factor activity; GTP binding; GTPase activity. Gene Ontology annotation, biological process: mitochondrial translational elongation. Bases 1 to 1269 code for a protein of 422 amino acids. The transcript has a single exon. Lineage: Eukaryota; Fungi; Ascomycota; Dipodascomycetes; Dipodascales; Trichomonascaceae. The record is from RefSeq and is a predicted model, not a curated record. Gene Ontology annotation, cellular component: mitochondrion.
AUGUUCACAGGAUUGCGUUCGGCUGUGCGUGUGGCCCCUGCGGUGCUCCGUCUCCGCGGUGCGGUUCGCUUCGCCUCUGCUUUCCAGCGUACCAAGCCCCAUCUUAAUAUUGGUACUAUUGGCCAUGUUGAUCACGGAAAGACUACCCUGACUGCGGCCAUCACCAAGGUUCUGUCCGAGAAGGGCGGUGCCAACUUCCUGGACUACGCUUCCAUUGACAAGGCCCCCGAGGAGCGUGCUCGUGGUAUCACUAUCACCUCUGCCCACGUCGAGUACGAGACCGAUAAGCGUCACUACGCCCACGUCGACUGCCCUGGUCACGCCGACUAUAUCAAGAACAUGAUUUCCGGUGCCGCCCGUAUGGACGGUGCCAUCAUCGUUGUUGCUGCUACUGAUGGUCAGAUGCCCCAAACCCGUGAGCACUUGCUGCUUGCCCGUCAGGUCGGUAUUCAGAAGGUUGUUGUUUUCGUCAACAAGAUCGACACUAUUGACGACCCCGAGAUGCUCGAGCUUGUCGAGAUGGAGAUGCGUGAGCUGCUCUCCUCUUACGGCUUCGAUGGUGACAACACCCCCGUCAUCAUGGGCUCUGCUUUGUGUGCUUUGGAGGACCGUAACCCCGAGAUCGGUGUUGAGCGUAUCAACGCUCUGCUCGAUGCCAUCGACGAGUACAUCCCUACCCCUGAGCGUGAUCUUGAGAAGGCUUUCUUGAUGCCCAUCGAGGCCUCUUUCUCUAUUUCUGGCCGUGGUACCGUUGCUACCGGCCGCGUUGAGCGUGGUACCCUCAAGAAGGGUGAGGAGGUUGAGAUUGUUGGUUUCAACAAGGAGCCCUUGAAGUCGGUUGUUACCGGCAUCGAGAUGUUCAAGAAGGAGCUCGACCAGGCCCAGGCCGGCGACAACGCUGGUAUCCUGCUCCGUGGUAUCAAGCGUGAGGACCUCGUCCGUGGUAUGGUUUUGGCCAAGCCCGGCACCGUCAAGGCCCACACCAAGUUCCUCGCCUCUCUCUACGUUCUCUCCAAGGAGGAGGGUGGCCGUCAUUCUCCCUUCGGUGUCAACUACCGCCCCCAGAUGUUCAUCUCCGCUGCUGACGUGACUGUCACUUUGACUUUCCCCGAGGACGUCGACGUGUCUACCCAGGUCUUCCCCGGUGACAACACCGAGAUGAUCGGUGAGCUCGUUCACCCCACCGCCAUUGAGGUCGGCCAGCGUUUCAACAUCCGCGAGGGUGGCAAAACCGUUGCUACCGGUCUGAUUACUCGUAUUAUUGAGUAG